Messenger RNA from Batrachochytrium dendrobatidis JAM81, 1888 nucleotides. RefSeq lists its product as uncharacterized. The record is from RefSeq and is a predicted model, not a curated record. NCBI's taxonomy places the organism in Eukaryota, Fungi, Chytridiomycota, Chytridiomycetes, Rhizophydiales. The transcript is spliced from 3 exons. The coding region runs from base 1 to 1881 and encodes 626 amino acids.
AUGUCCAGAGAUGUUGUUCAAAAUACUGUCACUUCUUUGUCUGCUUCAGGUGGCCGUCAUUUGGCUUCCUUGAUUCAUUCGUUCACCAGACUUUUAGGUCCUGCUGCCUAUGGCGCUUCUCCUUCUGCCAUUCAUGACCACAAUCGCAUUCGUUGGCUGUUAAUUGGGUCACUUACUGUGGCUGGUAUAUUCUCUACUAAUUCCAUCAUCAAUUUGUUCUUCUACACCAACUCUAAACAGUCUUCUACUUCAAGCAAGUCCAAUCACUCAACUGGUGCUAAACAGCAUCCUCAAAACAGUCAGCUUGCCAAGAAUGAACUGAUGAUGGAAUCAGUAGAUGUGCUUCAAACUGAGUGUUUGAGUGACAAUACUCAAUCAUUUGUUCCUCAAAGCCGUCACUCUUCUAAUCGUCUUUCUUGUGUUCUAGUACCUGACAUUAGUCCUGACUCGAUUUUUAUUCAAAAAAUUGUCGAUUUUCUCAUCCGGCCAAAUAACACCAACUUUGAUAUCAACUGUUCUACAGAUUUGCAUAUCAGCGAUUAUCUUUUUCAACAGCAAUCCAAACCACCUUCUCUUUCUCUUCCAUUGUUUCAAGCUCAACAAGAUCAUUUGAUCAACGAGAUUAAAUCUGCAAAACGGCCUCGUCAUCCACUAUUAGUGGAAGGCGGUCCAGGAAUCGGCAAAGGCGCAUCCCUACACACUUUUGUUCAAAGUCAAUCUCAACUUCGUCCUGCAUUCUAUCUCAAACUUGACAACGUACUUUCCAAACUUGGUGUUCAUCAGAGUUUUGACACAUUUCAGCACUUGCAAACAGAUCUAUGCAACGAUUCCUUUUCUGAUCAAACAGUUCUUGCAAGCAAUACAGACAUUGAGCAGCCAGAAAUGUCAAAUAGCUGCUAUAUUGCCGAGUCAUGGCGAUCUGCUAUUGAAACCAUCUUUGGACUUGAUUAUCUUCGUCAGGAACAGUUGUACGAUGCAAAUGGCGAUCCACUCAACAUGCUUUCCGCUUCGUUUGACCACAUCACAGAAGCACUUCGACUCAUUCGUGCUAAAUCUCGAUAUGGUCCAACACUACUUGUGAUUGACAACCUUGAGCUACUGUUCAACGGCCUUCCAGGAUAUGACAAGCGGCUUCGAUAUCGAUCUGUAGAAUCUGUAGAUGACCUUGAUGUGAUUGACUAUCUUUUAGAUCAAGUCAAUCCAACCAUUUCCAAAGAUCGUCAGUUUACUGAAGAAACAGCUUACAAAUUUGUAGAAACGUUUGAAGGCAACCUCACCGAGCUUUACCAAUACUGUCGAUCCACUCUGAGUGUUUCUGAAUUUAUUGCUCAACGUGAAGAUUCCUUUUUACAGUACCUCAAGGAACACAUUCCAACAAACCCACAUACACAAAAACACAACUCUCUCAAUCCUUAUGCGCCUCCAGUAAAAGAAGACGCUGAUUUCAAGGACAUUAUUUUGGAAAUGAUUAUGCGUAACGGAGUCAUUUCCUUGGCUAUGAUGGAUUCAGAACGAUUGAAUUUAAUUGAAGUGCUUGUGGAAAAAAACUUUUUGCGAUGGAGAGAUGCUCGUAUACGACGUCGUCACCAAGAUCGUGCCAUGGGAUUAAAAGUUCGUCGAAUACGUGCCAGCAGUAUUGCCAGUACAAGUAUUGAUAUUGCAUCCGAAGUAAGCGGAGAAACUAUGGAAACAAAUGUAGAUGGCAGUAGCGAAUGGAAACCUAGACCCUUGUCAGGAGUGUAUGAACAAGACAUGCUUUUACUUGAACAGCAAAUGGACGAUCCUUUUGCAUUUUUACGAAGAGGCGAUACUGAAUUGGUUUGGUACAACAGACUUGUAGGAAAUGUUUGUGAACGAUGGUUUAAUGAAAACGCUUGGUGAUUGAUUU